This is a messenger RNA of Opisthorchis viverrini, 1064 nucleotides long. RefSeq lists its product as hypothetical. The record is from RefSeq and is a predicted model, not a curated record. Gene Ontology annotation, biological process: cilium assembly. The coding region runs from base 110 to 922 and encodes 270 amino acids. NCBI's taxonomy places the organism in Eukaryota, Metazoa, Platyhelminthes, Trematoda, Opisthorchiida, Opisthorchiidae. Gene Ontology annotation, cellular component: motile cilium. The transcript has 5 exons.
AUCACUUCACGUUGAUGUCCCAGGGCGUUUAUUCAUCAAAGACCCUUGUUGGGCCAUGGCAGCAGCAAAGACAGAUCGAAAAGGACAGACUUGAAGAUUUUCUCGAACGAUGCCGCAAGGGGCAACUGGCGAUCCAGGGGAUGACGGAACUUUAUCAGAGAUUUACAGAAACAUCAAAAUGUCGACGGAUGGUUGUGUGCGCUUCUGCGAUUCCUACGUCUUUCUUUGCCCGCCCUCUAAGCCUCAGUACGUGGAACUCGGGUGGUGCAAUGAAAGACCACAGACUAUGCUCACGGCUGAUUACGAACAGUGCUUGGCCGCUGGUGAUGUGGUCGUGCGUGACGGGAACGGAGUGACUGCAUCCACGUGUAUUCAGCCCGUUGCACGUUCUGUGUUUCAGAUAUUCAGCCCAAAGGCACUUCCGGACGAUUGUGUGGUUACCUAUGGAAUUCCGAUACAAUUCCGUUUGGCAAAUACAAAUAUUGGUCCCGAACGAGUCUACCUGGCCAGCGACAACGCGUCGCCAAUGAGCGCAAAUCGAAUGUCCGGACAUCAACGUGUGUUCCUUACGACAGACAAAGACAGCUUCCUGACACACUGGAAAAUCGAGCACCAAAAUCCAGAUCUACGUAUGGAGUCUGAGGGAUGUCCAGUAAAAGUAAGUUCCGCAGAGUUUGCUGCUCUUCUUCUCUUUGAAGACUAUUUUAGCUUGAGCAUAAUAGAAUGCCCGUCCGAUACGUUGGUUUUGAUCAAGCAUUGCCGCACAAACGCUGCAAUUGCCGUUGAGGACAGGUUCACAAAAAACCUGAGUUUCGGUCAAGAGUACGAGGUCAGCUGCCACACUUAUCUGGAUGGACACCGGGCCGAGAAAGAUGUUAACCUAUUCUCAUUGGCUACCAUAAUUCCACCAAAUAACUCCUAGAACAAUGUCAAUGAGUACACUGUCAUACUAGAGGUACCAAUCAGCAGUAACUGCACACUGACAGUUCUUGAACAACUAUACGUGUUAUGGAAAUAAAUUAUUUGCUAGAAGAGUACGAUUUCCUGAAAUAGUUGGCUUUGGA